CUAUUUAUGGUCAGGCAGCACCGCGGACACCUCUGCUCCUCGGUGAUUGGCCAGCAGCGGGGUCCUCGCGUUCGUCCAAUAUGGCGGCGCCCAGUGGCGGUGUGAACUGUGAGGAGUUCGCCGAGUUCCAGGAAGUACUCAAGGUGAUGCGGACAAUUGAUGACAGAAUAGUACAUGAAUUAAACAGUACGGUUCCAACAGCUUCCUUUGCAGGGAAAAUUGAUGCCAGCCAAACCUGUAAACAACUUUAUGAGUCUUUGAUGGCAGCUCAUGUCAGUAGGGACAGAGUUAUAAAACACUGUAUAGCCCAGACAUCAGCAGUAGUACAAAACCUCCGAGAAGAAAGAGAAAAGAAUUUGGAUGAUUUAACAUUAUUAAAGCAACUUAGAAAAGAACAAACAAAGUUGAAAUGGAUGCAGUCAGAACUGAAUGUUGAAGAAGUAGUAAACGACAGGAGCUGGAAGGUGUUUAAUGAACGCUGCCGGAUUCACUUCAAGCCUCCGAAGAAUGAAUAAAGAGAGACUUUUUUUUUAAAGGACUGGGUCAUCUCAUCAGAGCUAAGCAUGCCGGACAUCAACAGGGUGGGCGUCCUAGGAUAAUUACUGAGCCAACAGUCCAAGACCUUUUGUUGAUUUCAGCCCCACUUAGCCAAGACCUCAAGUCUAAGUAAUUCUCAUAAUUAUAAAAUAAUCAACUGCUAUUUUAUACUGAUUGUGUAAAAAAAAUGUUUUGUAACUAUUAAAAUAAUUUUUUGA
Messenger RNA from Jaculus jaculus (lesser Egyptian jerboa), 755 nucleotides. RefSeq names its product mitochondrial matrix import factor 23 (gene Mix23). Lineage: Eukaryota; Metazoa; Chordata; Mammalia; Rodentia; Dipodidae. The transcript has 5 exons. The coding region runs from base 81 to 515 and encodes 144 amino acids. The record is from RefSeq and is a predicted model, not a curated record. Gene Ontology annotation, cellular component: mitochondrial intermembrane space; mitochondrion.